Messenger RNA from Colletotrichum spaethianum, 2799 nucleotides. Its product is annotated as C-1-tetrahydrofolate synthase, mitochondrial. Gene Ontology annotation, cellular component: cytosol. Gene Ontology annotation, biological process: tetrahydrofolate interconversion. The record is from RefSeq and is a predicted model, not a curated record. Gene Ontology annotation, molecular function: formate-tetrahydrofolate ligase activity; ATP binding; methenyltetrahydrofolate cyclohydrolase activity. NCBI's taxonomy places the organism in Eukaryota, Fungi, Ascomycota, Sordariomycetes, Glomerellales, Glomerellaceae. The transcript has 4 exons. Bases 1 to 2799 code for a protein of 932 amino acids.
AUGGUCGCCAACAAGAUCGAUGGCACUGCCAUCGCCAAGCAGAUCCGGGAAUCGAUCGCCAGUGACAUCCUCGAGAAGCAGAAGCUGAACCCCAGGUUCCAGCCUCAGCUCACCAUUAUCCAAGGCACCUACGUGCGCAUGAAGCAAAAGGCCGCAAAGGAGGCAAAUGUCGACUGCGAGCUCAUCCAGUUUCCCGAGUCCAUCACUGAGCCUGAACUUCUUGACCGCAUUUACCGCCUCAACGACAACCCCGACGUUCACGGUAUCUUGGUCCAAUUGCCUAUUCCCAAGCACCUCGAUGAGUACGUCAUCACAUCUGCCGUUGCAGACGAGAAGGAUGUCGACGGUUUCGGCACAAGGAACAUCGGCGAGCUCGCCAAGAAGGGCGGUCGCCCGUUCUUCAUCCCCUGCACUCCCAAGGGUGUCAUGGUCUUGUUGAAGGAGACCGGAGUGGAUUUGAAGGGCAAGAACGCUGUUGUGAUCGGACGCAGCGAUAUUGUCGGCAGCCCUGUGAGCUACCUUCUUCGCAACGCGGACGCAACUGUCACCGUGUGCCACUCCAAGACCGAGGGUUUGGAGGAGCACCUUAAGGCCGCGGACAUUGUCAUUGCGGCCAUUGGUCAGCCCGGUUUUAUCAAGGGCGAGUGGCUUAAGCCUGGUGUCGUCGUUAUCGACGUUGGCACAAACUAUAUUCCCGAUGCUUCCAAAAAGUCGGGACAGCGUCUCGUCGGAGACGUCGACUACGAGUCGGCUUCUCAGGUUGCUUCUCACAUCACACCAGUUCCUGGCGGUGUCGGUCCCAUGACCGUUGCCAUGUUGCUGUCCAACGUUGUGGACUCUACCGUCAAGUCCUUUGAGAGACAAAAGCAGAGAAAGAUCUCGCCUCUGCCGCUGCACCUCAAGGAGCCUGUCCCUUCUGACAUCGAGGUGUCGAGAUCCCAGAACCCUAAGCAGAUUACUCGUCUGGCCAAGGAGGUCGGCAUUGCUUCCCACGAGCUCGAGCCCUAUGGAGCCUACAAGGCCAAGGUCGAUCUUAGCCUCUUGAAGCGCCUUGAGCACCGUCGCAACGGCAAGUACGUUGUCGUCACGGGUAUUACUCCCACGCCGCUUGGAGAGGGUAAGUCGACUACCACAAUGGGAGUUGCACAGGCCUUGGGCGCCCACCUUGGCCGCGUUACCUUCGCCAACGUGCGCCAGCCCAGUCAAGGCCCGACUUUUGGUAUCAAGGGCGGUGCCGCCGGUGGUGGCUACAGCCAGGUCAUUCCCAUGGACGAGUUCAACCUGCAUUUGACUGGAGACAUCCACGCAAUCACCGCGGCGAACAACCUUCUCGCUGCUGCAAUUGAGACCCGCAUGUUCCAUGAGAACACCCAGAAGGAUGGCCCCCUCUACAAGCGCCUCGUACCUGCCAAGAACGGCAAGAGAGUGUUCCCCCCUGUCAUGUUGCCUCGCCUCAAGAAGCUGGGUAUCGAGAAGACGGACCCCAACGACCUGACCGAGGAGGAGAUCCGCCGCUUCGCCCGUCUGGACAUCGACCCUGAGACCAUCACAUGGAGACGUGUGCUGGACGUCAACGACCGUCACCUGCGAGGCAUCACUGUCGGCGCCGCACCGACCGAGAAAGGCCACACCCGUGAGACUGGCUUCGACAUCUCCGUCGCCAGCGAGUGCAUGGCCAUCCUUGCUCUGAGCACUGAUCUGGCCGAUAUGCGCAAGCGCCUGGGAAGCAUGGUCGUUGCGAGCUCCAGGAGCGGUGACCCGGUCACCUGCGACGACAUCGGUGCUGGCGGCGCUCUCACCGCUCUGAUGAGGGACGCCAUCAAGCCCAACCUCAUGCAGACUCUGGAGGGUACUCCUGUGUUUGUGCACGCCGGUCCCUUUGCAAACAUCAGUGUCGGCAACAGCUCCAUCUUGGCUGACAAGAUGGCCCUCAAGAUUGUCGGUACUGAGCCGGACGAGGACCACUCCGAGAAGGCUGGUUUCGUUGUUACCGAGGCCGGCUUCGACUUCACCAUGGGUGGAGAGCGCUUCUUCAACAUCAAGUGCCGCGCCUCUGGGCUCGUGCCUGACGUUGUCGUCGUCGUCGCCACCGUUCGUGCCCUCAAGGUCCAUGGUGGCGGUCCUCCAAUCGCCCCUGGUGCGCCGCUCAACGCCGUCUACAAGGAGGAGAACGUCGACAUCCUCCGCGCCGGCUGCGUCAACCUCAAGAAGCACAUUGAAAACGCCAAGGCAUACGGCAUCCCCGUCGUCGUUGCCAUCAACAAGUUCGUUACGGACACUGACGCCGAAAUUGCCGUCAUCCGUGAGGAGGCGAUCGCUGCUGGUGCUGAGGACGCCAUCCUCUCCAACCACUGGGCCGAGGGUGGCAAGGGAGCCAUCGAGCUGGGCAAGGGCGUCAUCGCCGCCAGCGAGAAGCCCAAGGACUUCAAGCUCCUGUACGACCUCGAGGGCUCCGUACAGGAGCGCAUCGAGGCCAUCGGACAGAAGAUGUACGGCGCGGCUGCUGUCGAGUUCAGCGAGCUUGCCCAGAAGAAGGUCGACAUGUACACCAAGCAGGGUUUCGGGAACCUCCCCAUCUGCGUUGCCAAGACGCAGUACUCCUUGUCCCACGACCCCGACCUGAAGGGCGCUCCCACUGGCUUCACUGUUCCCAUUCGGGACGUCAGAAUGGCCGCUGGUGCGGGUUACUUGUACGCUCUGGCCGCCGAUAUCCAGACCAUCCCCGGUCUGCCCACGGCCCCCGGCUACUUGAACGUUGACGUCGACGUCGAGACCGGUGAGAUCGAUGGCCUGUUCUAA